AUGACGAACCCAACCGGACCACGUUCUGAAAUCCAUGUCCCACGAAGCCGAACCACCACUGGAGUCUCGACUGAAUCAACCCCUGUAACUACCUCCCUCCCGCUCGGUACGACCAUUGCUCAAACUACCGCUCCCCUGACUUUUGGCUCGCUGCCCCCUCUGACUCGAGUAAUUGCAACCGUCACCGACGCCGGCACGCAUUACUCAACCGUCACAACAACCACUCGUGGAGGCACGGGUGAUGACUAUGUGCACGUAACUGAUUACGACUCCUCUGAGUCGGAGCAAGAGCGUGAUACCCCCCCUCGAAGGAGAAGAGAUACCGAUCAUACUCGGCACCGUCGACGCCGCCAUAGGCAGGAGGCUAAUGAGCUCCGUGGAGCAACGAACCAAGCCUAUGAGGAUCGAAUCCGUGCUUAUGAGGAGGAAAUUGCACGAUUAAAAAGGGACCAGGCAAGGUUGCCGCCUCCGGAACCAAGAGAUGAAAACCCCCGUCAGAAUGUCAUGAAUCAGAUUCACUUGUUACCCGCGGGCGAUCCUGAUAACCCUGUUCCGCCUUUCACCCAGGAAAUUAUGGGUGCAAGGAUUUCAAGAAAAUUCAAGCUCCCAACCAUAAAAGCUUAUGAUGGCACGGGUGAUCCCGCUAACCACGUUCGAACAUUCAUGAACGCUCUGUUACUCCAACCUGUCACGGAAGCGAUCAAGUGCCGCGCUUUUCCUCAAAUCUUGAGUGGAAUGGCCCAACAUUGGUAUAGUCGCCUACCCCCUAAUUCUAUCUCUUGUUUUGCUGACUUGAGCAGGGCCUUCAUAGGACAAUUCGUUGGAAGUAAAACUCACGCCAAAAGCUCCGCCUCAUUAAUGAAUUUACACCAGGGUAAAAACGAAUCACUCCGGGAGUAUAUGAAUCGUUUUACCAAAGAGGCCUUGAAGGUCCCGGACCUAGAUCAGAAGGUAGCCAUUAUUGCACUCCAGCAAGGGCCGAACGCUAACUUUAAGAAAUGUGGGAAUGACGCCGAGUAUAACGCUGAGAAUAAGUAUGCCAAAAAGGAUGAUGAUGAGAAGUCCCCUGCUAAAAAGAAGGUAGGACCAAGGUUCACUGAAUAUGCUAGACUCAAUGCCCCAAGAAGUCAAAUCCUAAUGGAGAUCGAAAAGGAUGAGAGUGUCCGAUGGCCGAAGCCCAUAAGGACUGACCCCGAGAAACGAAACAAGGAUUUGUAUUGUCGAUUCCACAAAGACACGGGGCAUAAAACCGAUGAUUGUCGGCAGCUAAAAGAUGAAAUUGAAUUCUUGAUCCGAAGAGGCAAGUUGUCCAAGUUCACCAAGGCUGGAGACAAAAGUUAUCGGGACAAUGACAACUGUGGAAGAGACAACGAUGACAAGAGAAGUCAGCCUCGAGGGCCUGUUAUUAAUGUGAUCUCCGGAGGGCCUACAGCCGCAGGUACUUCCAGUAACUCGAGGAAGGCUUAUGCAAGAGAAGUAAUGUGUAUAGUUGGAGAACCCCCGAAGCGGGCAAAAAUUGACUAUGCAAUGGCCUUCGAUAACGUCGACCUCGAGAAGGUAAAGUUCCCCCAUGAUGACCCCUUAGUAAUUACACCAGUGAUUGGAAACUCGUCCGUAAAGAGAGUGCUCAUUGAUAAUGGAGCCUCGGUGGAUAUCUUGUUCUAUGAUGCCUAUGAAAAGAUGGGAUACUCCGAUACUUAA
Molecule: messenger RNA, 1701 nt
Organism: Daucus carota subsp. sativus
Lineage: Eukaryota; Viridiplantae; Streptophyta; Magnoliopsida; Apiales; Apiaceae
Exons: 2
Coding region: 1-1701 (566 amino acids)
Source: RefSeq, a predicted model, not a curated record